AUGCAGGAGGUCGGCACCGCGGCGCGUGGAGGCGGAGGCAGCAUCAGGAAGGAGCACGAUGAUGGUGAUAAGGACGCGUUCCACCAGAAGACGGUGCUGCAGGAGAAGAUCACUACCAUGAAAGCUGAGCACAGGGCGACGACGCAGAAGCUGGCGAAGUGCAGGCAGCAGCUCGAUAGAUACGAAGCCGGCCUCAAGGGCCUCCAGGAGCAGUUCGCCAGCAUCCGCCAGGAGAUCACCGAACAGCUAGAAGCGAUCACGGAGCGCGUGCUGCUGGAGGCUUGCGGUGAGCUGCCGACGGCGAAGGCGAAGCUGGUCAGCCUCACGGCGAAGGACCUCACCGCCUUCAAUAUCGACGAGGAUGAGCUGCCGGUGCAGGCACCUGAAGCUCAGGAGGCGCUGGCGGCGUUCAAGGCCAGUCCCCACUUCGCCAGGACCCAGCAGGCCUUGUGCAAGCAGGCGGUCCAGCUGGUAGAGUUCGCCAAGGAGGAUGUCGAGGCCCUCUGGGCCGUCCUCAGCCAGCAAGCGCAGCCAGCCUCGGAGUGGACCAAGGAGCAGCUCCAGACCGCCAUCGAGAGCGUCCAGCGCACUGGCGCCAUCAACUCCACGGUGGCCCACGGCCCGGAGAUGGUAGCGGGCUGGGCGCAACGCGCAGUGGUGGAAUUGCCCAACUGGCCGCGCAUCAACAUCUACAACCUCUACCUCCAUGCGGCAGGGGGGAUGAGCGCCCGCAACGCGAAUAUUAUCAUGGCGAUUGGGCUGGCGAUUGCAGGCCAGAUUCACCCGUGCAUCGUGGGGGGCGACUGGAACAUGGAGGCCCAGGAGCACGAGAGCGUCACGGAGACGGAGCUGCAGGCCAUCGCUGACGGAUGGAAGUGGCGUCAAGACAGUUUGCAAGGGCUGGUGGCUGCGCAUGAAGGCGGUCGCAAUGCAGCUCGGCAUCAAGUUUUCCAGGAUGAGGUGCAGGGCUUCCUAGGGAUGGACUACAUUGGCCAGAACCUGAGCGCGAGGCUGGAUGCCUCCGCCCAGCAGGGAAGGAGGCUACUCCAACACUCCCGCUGCAAGGGCGACCUCACCAGCCUCGUUGAGGAUUUCGACGAGGACAUCAAUUUCGCGAUGCAGCAGGCCAACAAGGAUUCCAACGGACGCUGGAAGGAGUGGUGCGACGGUGCGUGCGCGGGGGGAGCUGGCAAGUUCCAUCGACCCAACAAGGUCCGCAAAGUUCAGGCACCCACGACGGCCAAUGACGCGGAGCACGGCAUCACUGGCCACCCGCACUACGUCGUCAAGAACAUGGAGGACAAGCACGCAAAAUUAUGGAGGGCUGCGACGGAAGCCCCACAGGCCUGGAUCCCCGACCGCUCCACCUUGCAGCGACGGGCUCCAGCUGAGCUCCGCCACGCAGCAGGACACCGGUUGGUCAUGAUGCACUCGAUGGCGCGCCGAGUGUGGCAGCGCCAGCGGAAGCCCGCCCUACGUCAACUACAGAAGUCUCUGUGGCGACCGUACUGGGAAGCUGCGAAGAACAGGAGCGCGAUCGACAGCGCGUGGAUCCUGGCCGCGGACGCGGAGCAGAAUGCGGAAAGAGGCGACGGCCACGCAGACGUGGUCAUCGAGGCGCGCGCCCUGGAGCAGUAUGACCUCUACGUGACGCUCCAUCCCCUGGUCCGUUUCUCGUCCCACAUCGAUGACACCUCUCCCGGCCUCAACAGCGCCGCCAAGGAAGGAGUGAUAGAGCAGGCGGUCCAGGCGGGACAGGGUUUCCUCAGCACAGCGCGACACAUAGGUGCCCGCCUCAAUGAGGAGCUCGCGGUAGUCGCCAGCUCUGCGGACAUAGCACGGCCAGCAGCUACCUACGGCGCGGAGAUCAAUGGUCUUUCAGAUACGGCGCUGCACAGGACACCCUACUUCAUCGCCUACUCGAACGUACUCGACCUAAAGUUCUGCAGGCCCGAGAAGACGCUGAGGCCCCUGCUCACAUACUGGAGCAACUUCGGGGGCAUGGGGAUGAUCCUGGGUCUAGACAGCUGCGCCGCGCCAGAGUCAAUGGCGCGGAGCUACCUGCGCAAGGAUGAUGGCGGCAUGGAGGCGGCGAGCGACGGGUCCUGCACCAAGCCGUCUGCGCGGAAAUUCCAACGUGCAGGUCCACGCCGACUUCACGGGGGUCAUCAAGCUGGCAACAAGGGGAAGGAGCAGCAGCUCGUCAGCAAGACGUCAUACGCGUGCGUAGCCCGAUUCGCGCAGUCGCUUGAGGGUUCCCAGCGCGUCCAGCAAUGCCACCGUGUGAAGGCGCACAGGUCAGGCACUGACUACGAGGCGAUGGGCUACGAGCAGCGUCGGCUCACUGAUGACAACAAAGUUGUUGAUGUUAGGGCAAAGACGGCGACAUCCAUGCACCCGAGGCCUGAUGACGCCAUGGCCGAGGCCAUGGAGACGGCCGUCAGCAGGAUAGGCAAAGUCGCAAGGCUGGUGGCGAACGUGAUUCCGAUCUUCGAUAAGGGCGGCCAGCUGACAUGGACGAGGCGAACCCAGCACAUCGGCGCGCGGCUGGCACGUCACGAGCUAGUGGCGGUCAACCAGUGCGGGACACGGCUUGGAGACAGCAUCGGGAGCGCCAAGACUGUCUUCAUCUGCGUAAGGACCGACACGGUCACCAGCUGCACCUACACGAAAGCCGACAUCCUCAAGGACGGCGACGUGGUGCAGGAAGACCACCGCACAUUCGAGCACAGGAUGGCGGCCUUGCACCAGCAGGAUCAGUACGCAAGCAUGUUCGCGAAGGUGGAGGCGCCCUCCAGCGAGAGAUGCUGGAGGAGGCAAUGCCGCAACCUCUGCGCGGACGAGAAGCCGGUCAACGACCAGGAGAAGCACUUCGAGCAGUGCCAGUGA
Messenger RNA from Prorocentrum cordatum, 2889 nucleotides. The record is from the annotation of a GenBank genome assembly. NCBI's taxonomy places the organism in Eukaryota, Dinophyceae, Prorocentrales, Prorocentraceae.